AUGCACUCACUUUUCUCAACCUUGGUAAUUGCUCUAACUUUUGUAGCUCUUGCUCAAAGUUGCAGUGACAGCGGAUCAAAGUGAGUGGUACUGUAGUUUCAAGUGAAACAAAAUAUAUAUUUUCAGUUGUGCUAACUGGGUGAAAAAUGGAUUCUGCACUUCGUCUUCAUACACCACAGCUCAAAAAACCCAAUAUUGUGCAUCUUCCUGUAACUUGUGUUCAGGCUCCUCUGCAACAACAUCUUCUUCAUCAUCCUCGUCUUCAUGUACCGACGCGGUAACAACGUAAGAUCUUACAUUAGGAACCAAAAAAAUAUUAUAAUGACAAAUUUUCAGAUGUUCAUCGUGGAAUGCAAACGGAUUCUGUGCCAGUAGCUUCUACACAACCGCCCAAAAAACUCAAUAUUGUGCAAAGACAUGCUCAUUAUGUUCAUCUACAACCGCAUCUUCAUCUUCUGAUUCAACUGAUUCUUCAGAUUCAUCAGAUUCCUCAGAUUCUUCAGAUAGCUCAGAUGCUACCACAGCUGCUUCAGCAACCACAACUGCUGCUUGUGUUGAUGCUGUUUCAACUUGCUCAUCUUGGAAUGCAAAUGGUUUCUGUUCAAGUUCAUUCUAUACAACAGCUCAAAAAACAACAUAUUGCGCAAAAACCUGUUCACUUUGCACAUCUUCCUCAUCAUCAUCUUCCUCUUCUUCUUCAACUUGCACAGAUGCAUCAUCAGCCUGUUCUUCAUGGGUUUCAAAUGGUUUCUGUACCAGCACUUUCUACACAACUGCACAAAAAACAACAUACUGUGCAAAAUCUUGCAGUUUGUGCUAA
Molecule: messenger RNA, 820 nt
Organism: Caenorhabditis angaria
Lineage: Eukaryota; Metazoa; Nematoda; Chromadorea; Rhabditida; Rhabditidae
Source: the annotation of a GenBank genome assembly